UGUUCCUUUCCAAUCCCGCUUUCUCUCUCUCUCUCUCUCUCUCUCUCUCUCUCUCUCUCUCUCUCUCUCCCCUUACAUGGGAUUUCUCCAUUUCAAGCAUUAGCAAGUGAGGCUGUUGAUAGAGUUGUGUGUGUGUGUGUAUGAAUGUGUGUGUGGAUCUGCAGAGAUUUAAAAGCCCAGGCGUAUAAUAGUAGUCGAGGAGGGGAGGGCGGGGGGCAGUGCCAGCAGCUGCUCAUAUUGUGGUGACGUCUGCUCCCUCACCAGCCAGGGAGGAAAGAAGCAAGAGAGAGAGAGAGAGAAACAGAGAGUGGGGGAGAAAGAGAGAGAGAAAGUCCUGCAAAUUCGAAAAGGAGGCAGAGAGCACGUCUGCAGGUGCGCCGAUGUUACUGGAGGAUGUUCCUCUUGGAGAUGGACUGGCUCCUGUGCGGCUUCUCCUGGUUUUCCUCCUCCACCUCCUGAGGUUCUCUAGAGCCCCAUCAGAUGCAUCAGGACUUCCCAAGAGGGCUUCCCCGUGGCUGAAAUGAUCCCCGCCAGAUGACUCUGGCAUUUUCUGAGCCUUCUGUUGAGCCAUGGAGAUCUGUCUGUUGGGACUUCUUCUCUGGUGCUUCCAGCUGGAACUCCUUUGGGCAGCCGGGAUCUUCCAGUAUCAACGGUCCUCUCCACCCAAGGCCAGGACUCCCAAAGCUAAGGAAUGGAUGCCUUCCUCUUCAUCUUCUUUGGCCUCAGCUUUCACUUGGGUGCCUACCCCUAACUUGGAUAAGGCUGAUCCUGAGGGGACAGAGGCGGCAGUGGCUUUUCUGUACUCUGGAAAUGUGUUGCGCCUCUCGCAAGCCAACUGUACUCGGAGAUUUGAGGUAAGGGACGUGGGGAAGGCCUCUGGCCCUCCGCUGGCCUUGCAUUCCUACUUGCGUGGUGCUACUGACACCCUGACCCACGCCACCAAUUUCCUUAACAUGGUCUUCCAGACCAAUGACAUCCGGGAGUCCAGCGUGAAGGAGGACGUCGAGUGGUACCAUGCCUUGGUCAGAAGUGUCAUGGAAGGAGAUUCUCAAGUUUACCGAGCUGUUCUGACCUUUGACGCUCACCCGGUAUCUUCCAAGCCCCAAAUGAUGCUUCAAGCCACCAAGGAAAACAAUGAGAUCUUACUUCGGGAUCUCUCAGCCUCUGCAGAAAGCCUGAGGAACUUGACUUGGGAAAAUGAGUGGUACAACUUCUUUCGGUUCCAGAGAGUUCCGGUACUCUACAAGCGAAUCCUCAGCAAUGACCUCAAGACUCUGGACACCCCCAAAUGGAGCCAGGGGGAUAGCUACGUGAUGGAUACUGGCCACGUCAAGUGGUCACCACCUUUCUUGGAAUGUGAAGAUGGUAAAUUCUUGCCAAAUUGGAUGGUCACACUUUCUUCUUCCUUCUACGGCCUCAAGCCUGACCUGAAUCCAGAAUUCAAAGGGGUUGUGAGGAUAGAUGUUAAAAUCCAAAAUGUCGAUAUAAACCAGUGCGCAAAUGGACAAGGAUGGUUUGCAAACACACAUCAGUGUGACCUCAACAGCACACAGUGCAUCCCACAGGAAAGCCAGGGUUUCGUCCUUGGAAAAUACCUCUGUGUCUGCAAACCAGGCUUCUAUGGGCCAAGCAGGAUCUUCUCUUCCUCGUACUCCUCCGGUAAUGGUCAGUCUGGGGAAAGUGCUUCCCAAUAUGGAGCAAUGGAUUCUGGAAACGUACAGGAGUGCCGCCGCUGUCGAGAAGGAUGUACCACCUGCACUGAUGGCACACCCUGUUUGAUCCAGGAAGAUUGGUCAUUGCGGGCUGCCAUCCUGGCUUUCCAGGCCUUCUGCAUGCUGGCUGUUUUCCUCAGUAUGCUGGUCUCCUACCAUUUCAGAAAAAGCAAGGUCUUUAUUCUUUACUUCAAGCCAAGCAUCUUUCGCUGUAUUGUCCUUCGGUGGGUGCGUAUGCUGGGUUUUGCCAUUGUCUAUGGAACUAUCACCCUCAAGCUGUACAGGGUUCUCAAGGUCUUUCUCUCCCGCACGGCCCAGCGAGUCCCUUACAUGAGCAGUGGGAGGGUUCUGAAGAUGCUGGCUUUGAUUCUGCUUCUGGUGCUUUGGUUCUUAGCAGCUUGGACAGUCGGGAUGCUGGAGAACAUAGAGAAGAACAUCCCACUGGUAGUCCGCUCCCAGACCACCAGGGGCCUCCAGUUCUACAUCUGUUAUCAUGACCGCUGGGACUACAUGAUGGUUGUGGCCGAGAUGCUCUUCUUGCUCUGGGGAAGUUUUCUCUGCUUUGCCACUCGGACAGUCCCUUCUGCUUUCCAUGAACCUCGCUACAUGGGUAUCGCUCUUCACAAUGAACUGAUCACUUCUGCUGCUUUUCAUGUUGUCAGGUUUUUAAUGGUUCCUUCCCUGCAUCCUGAUUGGACGCUGCUGCUGUUUUUUAUUCACACACAUGUCACCACCACGAUGACACUAGCACUUCUUUUCAUCCCAAAGUUUCUGCACGCGGGGACGCCCUUGCGGGAGGAAAUUGCUGCUGAGGUGUAUGAGGAUGAGCUGGACAUGAGGCGGUCAGGCUCCUACCUGAACAGCAGCAUCACCUCUGCGUGGAGUGAACACAGCCUUGACCCCGAUGACAUUCGGGAUGAACUGAAAAAGCUUUACACACAACUGGAGGUUCAUAAGACUAAGAAGAUGACGGCCAACAACCCUCACCUUCAGAAGAAGAGGAGUUCGAAGAGGGGGCUUGGCCGCUCCCUCAUGAGGCGUAUCACGGAGAUCCCUGAGUCUAUGUCCCGGCAGUGCAGCAAAGAGGAGAAAGACGGGUCUGUUGGUGGAGGAAGUGAAAGUCGCUCCAGUUCAUAUAAGCGGAGACACUUGGACUCUGGUAGUUCAAGCAUGAAGCUGAAAGAUGACUCCUCUUCCAAGCACAAGUUGGCCUCAUCACUGAAGAAGUCUCACAGCACCUACGAUCACUACGACGUCAAAGAGAACAACUUACCAACCAGGCAUGAUAGUUGCAAAGAAGCUCCUUUGCUGGACUCGUUGAUGAGGAAAAAACUAGCCAAGAAAGCCUCUGAGAGAUCCAACAGUGACUCUCUCGAUGACUCAGUGCCUCUAGUCUACAAGUCAGCCAGUGCUCACAAUUUGUUGGCUGAUAAGAAACCUCUGCAUCCCAAACCUUCCCCUCUGCAGAAGUCCCUCAGUGUGGUCACCAGCGCCAAAGAGAAAGCCUUGCUGCUAACUAGCAGGGCUUACUUGGAAGACUGCAGUAAACUAGCCCGAGAUGAAGAGAGGAGAACGACAGUGGAAGACUCCACAACAAAUAGUGAAGUCUCUGGGCCCACUGAGGUUACCGAUGUAGCCUCAGAGGUAGUGGCAAAGCAGCUACAGACAGAUGAUGCAUCCGAAGGAACUGUGAGCUCCCUUUUCGAAGAUAGUGCCCCCAGCAAAGACACUAUGUGCCCAUGGGAAGCUGUAACAGCCCCUUCAACACCCACAGAAAGCAGGCCACAGAAACAUGUCACAUAUGCCUCCACCAGAAGUGUUAGUAUCAACACCUCUGAUUUGCCUGGGAAGAGACAGCAUGGCAGCAAGAAGAUACCACCUGAACCACCCAUUAGGCGGCAGAGUUUGGCUCAUAGCCUUGAAAGGAGGGAUGUUGCUCCAGGAAAUACUCAGGAUCAAAUGCAGCCUCCCACACACUCCUCAGAAAAGGACGCCAAAGACAAUCCAGUGCUGGUAAACAUAUGUCCCUGGGAAGCAGAGGAACCUCUAGCUAAGACUGAGAUGGAAGGGACUAGGCAGGCAGAAGAUAGUGUGCCACUCUCUUCCUCAGCUGGACUUAACCGGCUGGCCUCCAUUGCUGCAGAAGUCUGUCCUUGGGAGGUCAUGGAAGUGCCCAUUUCAAGCAAGAAGGACUCACAGUCAAGUGACUCAGAGAGCCAGAAGAGCUCUCCAGAGAAACAGCCCCAAAGCCCUCAGAUCUCCCCUCCCAAAAGCUCCAUGAAAAGCUUAGGUAUGGCCAUUAAAGCAUUCAAUCGGUCCAGGAUAAAGACAAACAUACGAGCAAGGAAGGAGGGUGAGAAAGAGACAGGGGAAAUGAUCGGAAAGCCCAAGUUGGCAGAAGUAGCCUCAAUGUUCAUGAAAGGGCCACUAAGGCAACAGGUCACAUCCAGGAGCCCUGGAGAGAUCAGGGCGAAGACAGUCAGCAAGCAAGCGACCAUCUGCCCUUGGGAUGAGGAGGAUGAACUUCCGAGCCCACAGAAGGCCAGCCCAAGCAAAACACUAGAGAUAUGUCCUUGGGAGAUGAGCCAAGAUGACCCUGUGCAAAGCAGAGCAAGUAGCACGGCAGCCAUGGCUCCCAAAAGCACUGGAGAGCUCUCUCCUGUCAAGCUGGAAAGGGCCAACAGCCAACGGGAAUCUGUCUGCCCUUGGGAGACCAUCAGUGCUGAUCAGGACAAAACUUCCAGUUUAUCUCUAGUGGUUUCAAAGUCAGACAAGAAGGCAGAGGCAUGUCCUUGGGAAGUGGCAGAGGUCCCCAUGACCAGCACUGCUAGGGACAUGAGCACAGCCUUGCAAAGGGAUGAGUCAGUAAAAGAGGGCAGAGGCGCACCAUCUAGGAAACUGGAGAGAGAGAGCAGCCAUCGAGACUCUGUGUGCCCUUGGGAAAAUGCAGGUGCGGAAGAUUCUUCCAUGAAACCUACUGCCAAAAUACCAGACCUGCCCAAAGUAGUUUUGAAGACAUCCAGCAGUGGGGAAAGGAAAAAGGUGGAGGUCUGUCCUUGGGAAACUGAGACAGAAAUGUGUCCUUCAGAAGUUGCUACAUCUCCAUCAGAAAAAGGGACAACACAAGUUGAUGGAGCACCUUCCAAAGGUGGUAUAUUGAAAGAGCAUCCUCUUAAAAUGCCAGAGAAGAAUAUUCAGCGUGACUCCAUCUGUCCCUGGGAGGGCAUAGAAUCUGAGGAGUCUUUGGUAAAGCCCAGUGCCAAAUCCUUAGACCCAACUAAAGCACGCUCAAAGAAGCUUGACAGUUUCCAGAGCAAAAAGGCAGAGAUUGCUCCUUGGGAAACAGAAGAUGUGGAGCCAGAUAGUAAAAUGACAGUAUGUCCCUGGGAGAAUAAUGAAGCUCCAACCCCAAAACAGGUAUUAAAAAAAGAUGCCAGUGUGGUCUCCAAAGAGGAGAAGAAAGUAACCAGAGAGAUGACACUUGAGAAAGGAAGUGAUGGUAAAAGGGAGUCAAUCUGUCCAUGGGAGAACACGGGCAGUGAGGAUUUGAUUAGCAAGCCCAAGAGCCCAGAUCUGUCCAAAGGCAGCUCAAAGAUACCGGUCAGCACAGAAAGCCCCAAAGCAGCAGUUUGUCCUUGGGAAGCUGAGGGUGCUGAAGUCAGCGCUAAAGCAGAUAUCUGCCCCUGGGAAGAGACUCCAGCACCGUCAGAUGAAAGGACCUCAAGGCAAGAUACGGGUAGAGCACCAAAAAGGGCUGGAGUAAUCAUGUCUACAUCUACAGAGAACGUGAGCAGUCCACGAGAGUCCAUCUGUCCUUGGGAAACCAUGGACACCGGUGACCUGUUGUCAGGGUCCAGUGUGAAAAGUCCAGAUCUAUCUACAAUUGGCUCCCAAAAAUCCCAUAGUAUUGAGAGUUUCAAGGCAGAAGUGUGUCCUUGGGAAAGUCAGGAAGCAGAACCCACAACAAAGGCCGAUGUAUGUCUGUGGAAAGUGACUGAAAGCCCACAGGGUAGGAGACCAUCAUCCAAAGGGGAUGGGGCUCUUGAAAGUGAUGGGAUUCCCCCAAUUAAACAAACAAAGCUUUCUAAAACAGAGAGCAGCCCUCUGGAAUCCAUCUGCCCCUGGGAAAGUGUUGGUCCCAGUGAACACUCUGUUAAAACUGAACUGUCUAAAACCUCUUCAAAGAAAUCUGACAGUGCUGAGAGCUUAAAGGCAGAGGUUUGUCCUUGGGAAGUGACUGAAGGCCCAUCAGAAGAAAGUAUUUUGAGAAAAGAUGACAGAGUGAGCCCUACACCAAUGAGUUACUCUGAGUCAAUGGCGAGGUUGAGCAGCUCACGAGAGGACAUCUGUCCAUGGGAGAGCAUGGAGCUCGAGGAACCUUCUGCAAGAGCUAGCGGCCAAAGUCCAGCCCUCUCCAAAGCCGGCUCAAAGAAAUCUGAUAGUGCUGAAAGCCUAAGGGCAGAGGUUUGCCCCUGGGAAACCGCAGAAGAAGAGCCGAGCAGCACGGUAGAAAUAUGCCCAUGGACAGCAGCCAUAGCCCCAUUUGAAAAAGGGAAGUUAAGGGAGGACCCGUUUGGGAUUUCAAAGGGGAAGAAAGAUGAGGCAUUGAGAAGUCCGGACUCAAAGAAAAGUGGUGGAGAAGGUACGUUCAAGAAAAUAGAGAAGUCCAAAAGCCACCAAGAGUCUGUCUGCCCCUGGGGGAGUUUGGACUUUGACAAACCUCCAGCCAAAAGCACCCGGAGUCUAGAUCUGCUGCAGGUGAGUUCCAAAAAAUCUGACAGCUCCGAAAGUCUAAAGGCAGAAAUUUGUCCGUGGGAAUUCCAGGAGCUUCAGACAAGUGAUAAAGUGGAAAUGUGUCCAUGGGAGGUAGCUGAAGGACCAUCCAAGAAAGGUGCCUUAAAGGAUAAGGGCAGGAUUUCCAAAAGUGAAGCAACCACCACAGGAUGUUUGAAGUCAAUGGAGAAAGCAAGCAGCUCACGAGAAUCCAUUUGUCCAUGGGAAAGCAUGGAGCUGUUGAGCGAGAAAAGUUCAGACCUAUCCAAGGCUGGUUCAAAGAAGUCAGACAGUGUCGAAAGCUUGAGAGCAGAGGUAUUUCCUUGGGAAAUGGAGGAAGAGGAAUCCAGCAGCAAGAUUGAGAUGCCCACCACAAAAACAGCACCAGCACCCAUCAAUAAAGGAAUAUUAAGACAAGAUGUGAGUGGGGGUUCAAAAGACAAAACCCUGACAAGGCCAGACAAGAAGGAAACUGGGAGAGAAGCUGCAUCUAAGAAGAUAGAGAAGACUCGUAGCCAUCAAGAGUUAACUCGGCCUCAGAAGCUUGUGGACGAAGCUUCUGAAAAACUCAGUAGUAAAAGUUUGGAUCUCUCCAAAGUUGGCUUCAGGAAAUCUGACAGUGUUGAAAGUCUAAAGGCUGAGGUCUGUCCAUGGGAAAUCCAGGAGGUUGAAUCGACUGCUAAAGCUGAAGUGUGUCCCUGGGAGGUGGCUGAGACUCCACCAGAGAAAAGGAUAUCAUGUAAGGAUGUUGAUGAUGCUUCCAAAGGGCAUAUGAAAACAUUUUCCAAAAGCCCUAGAGAGACAUCAAAAACUGUAGAGAAAAGUAGCAGCUUUCGAGAAUCUGCCUGUCCGUGGGAGAGCGCAGAAACUGCAGAAGUCUUAAAAACAAGCCAUCCAGCUAAGACUUCAGAGAGUUUUGACAGCACUGAAAGCAGGAAGACAGACAUCUGCCCUUGGGAAGUAGAUCUGCCAGAAGAAUCUUCUAAAGAGGCUAUUUGUCCAUGGGAAACAGAAAUGCCCACUAAGACUGAAAAACAUGCAUCACGCGCUGGUAGGACUGAAAUGCCAACAGCCACUAUGAAAAGAUCCCAAAGCAAACAGGAAGGUGUGGCUGCGCAUAAGCCACUGUGCCGCACUAAAGGCAGCAGCCCACUGUCAGACACGUCAAUGAAAAGCAGAGGAGACACUUCUGUGAUUGACAGAUGUCCUUGGGAAGCCAAGGGCCAGCCCACAUCAACCAGAAAAGACUCGGUUGACGUCAGCAAAGCCUUCUCAGAUGUGUGUCCAUGGGAGGCAGAAGAUAGCAGCCCCACUUCUGCCAUCCCAGCAAAAAGCAAGGCAGGGGAGAAGCCAGAGGCUGAUGAUGCAAAGGGUCCUAGCAAAUCCAAAUCAGAUAUUUGUCCUUGGGACUGUGAUUGAGCUUGACACAACUAAGAACUUACUUUGAAAUUCUGAGAAAGGCUUCUGUGAAAUGAUUUCUCAUGCACUAAGUGCAGUGGUUUGACUUAGCCUACUGCCUGGAUUUAACAAAAACAAACACAUAUCCCAGUGUGGAGGAUGAGGCCCACCCUGUUUGUUAUAGGGAGAAGUGAAUGACACCUGGAUGCUAGAGCAGUCACCAGCCAGGUGGUCUGCUGUUAUCAGAGAAAAGUUGUACCUUUCUGCCUUCAUUUGCAGAAAAACCCAAGCUAGCCGCAACAUUCCGUACAUUCUGUUCUCUGUGUGUAAAUGUGCCACAUACAGACCCCUGCCUUGUGUCCCCAAAGGUUUCCAGACCAUCCACUCCUGAUGUCUGUAAACAAUGGCUGGAUAACAGGCUCAUAGUAAAAAAGAGUUUCAUCUGAAAAUUUGCUCUAAGCAAGGCUGGAUGACAUCAGAUCUGACCAAAUGAGAACUGAGAGUUGUUUGGCAGGCAGAUUUGAUCCUACAAUUCCUGCUGCUUUUACGUUCACAACUAUUACCGGUACUUCAAGGGAAUGCUUAACAAGCUGGGAACAAGAAUGAUGCAGUAAGUGCCCCAGGAAAGAAAGGCAAAUCGUGGUUGACGAAAGACAGGGUAAUUCACUCCCAAAGUGUUACUUAGCACACCCUUUGUAUUCCCUGGUGGUGCUGAUGGUAGGGAGUCCUACUCAGGCUGAUCUUCCCAUUUUCACCCCAAACCUAGUUAUUAGGUUGAUUUUUUGGAACCACAAACGUUAUUUUUUGUGUGGUCUCAAUCAUAUCAGCUUGCUGUCUGAAUGUAACUUUCAGAUUCCAGUGGUUUUCAGUUACCCAAGCUGUCUUUAUCUCCCACUGUCAGAUGCUCUUUCUACAUAUCUAUCAGGAAAGGUAUUGUGAAAGGUUUAGGUGUUCGCUGACAGAAAGGAGUCUCUGUUUGCCUAAAGCUGUACAUUUCAAGUUUUCUCACUUGGGGGAACUCUUAUCAUGGUCUGCCCUGGAACCCCCGUGCACUGCAGAAGAGGCUGUGGCAUAUUCUGUGGUGCAGAUUCAGUUCACCCAGGGCACUGUUGAGGCCCGUUGUCAUGUGUGAACUGAGUGCACAUGUAAGAAUACACUUCCCUGCAGCUGUACUUUGCAAGGAUGAUCAACGGUGGUGAGUAAGCUGUAUUUACAGGGCAUUUGUCCAUCAUGACUGGAAUGCCAGUGUGACGGGCUAUAGCUGCUCCCUGCCUCUGGGUCGCUAUUGGGUGGGUGAGGGUCAUGUUUUGUCCUCUUUCAAUUGUGUUCUGGACUCCAAUCUGUUUACCUUGUCCCAUGAAACUCAAUGGGAGCUUUGGAGAACUGAGCCUACCCCAUCUGCAUAGCCCACCCCAGGUCCCAUUACUUGGUGUAACACUAGCAUAUGAAUGCUCUUUAAGGAUUAUAUGGUCUGCAGCUCGCUAAAGAUUUGGCUUAUUAGACUUAAUAUAUGGAGCUCAGCUCUCUUAAUCCCUUCUCUCCAACCAUCAUCCCUAAACUAUCUCACCUUUUUUGUUCUCAAAAAAUGGGGGAGGACCAUUUCCCCCUCCUACAGAAGCUAGGACAAGAAGCAACGGAUUUAAACAACGCAGGAGGUGGUUCAGGUUAAACACAAGGAUGAGCUGCUUAAGAGUAGAUCAUCAAGGGAAUUCCCUAUUUUUCUCCUUUUCUUUUUGGGCAUAGGCAAAAAACCCCCACCAAACCACAUGAAUCACUGCAACAUAAUAACUCUCCAUGCGGCAACAGCUGCCAUGCAAAGCAGCUUCAAGUAGCCUACAUGCAGUAGCUCCACAUCAUGUGUAAAACUGCCUCUCAACUGCAUGAAACACUAUUUCCUAUACCUCUCAUGGUUGAGGCACACAUUUCCCCAAAAUUAUAACUGAAGGUACAUCUUGAGAAUAAUGAAAUUUUAGUGGAAAACCUAAUCAUUCAGGUAUCCCCUGUGCUUCAUCAUGAGUCUCUGCUCUAAACAUGCCUUUUGGUUAGAAGGAAGCAAGCCCAGAGCAGCAACUCAUGCAGAGAUCCAAUGGGAAGCUUCCUCUGCGGAAGGGUAAUUCUUUAGCUGUGUCUGAAUUAUGCCAUUGCACCUAAUGUCAAAUAGCACAAUAAUCUCUCCCUAAGGAAGGCAAAUUGGAAGAAGGCCAGAGUUUGAAGAAAUGUGAAGGAAAUGCAGUGGACAGAUCGUUUCAGACCCUGGGAACCUUGAAUUAUUUUAUUCAUGUAUUCCUCAUAGCACACUGGUGCUCCCUGGCUCACAACUUGGGAAUUACCUGUCUAGAGUGCUUGCAGACCCACUUUCUUUGGAGUCCCUUUGCUUUGCCCUGUGAAGCAUGCUCCUCCUAAUCCUGCGAUACUAAACCUACAGGUAUGAGCAUGAGCUGUGACUUGGAUUGGGUCCAAAUCUAACUCCAUCCACUAGCCAUCAGACAAAUGUAGGCAAGAGGAAUCAGUGUGCAUCCGUAUAGCUGUGUUGCUCUAACUGAGCAGAAGGUCCACCCAGGUUUUGAGUAGCCACCCCAGACUAAUGUCUGCAGGAAAUUCAAUCUGAGCUGCCAGCUUUCCUGGUGACACAAUGCAUAUGUGUGCAUGUACAGUACUGUGAGAAAAUAUGAAGUCUGGGACUGGAGUUUUGGUAGCCUCCUUCAGCUGUAGAAAGACUGUAGAAGAUUAGAGGCUAGGCUCACCUGGUCUGGCCCACAGACUACCUACUGAGGAUCAAGGGACUAAGUGAUAGGUGUCCAGGCACAUCAAAAGAAAGAACAUAAAGAUGGCUCAACAUUCCAUUCACAAAUUCCCAGCCCUUGCCAGCUAAAUUACUAAAUUACCACACUUUUAGGAGCAUAAGGCUUGAGAAGUAACAGCCUGUUGCAUUUCCCCUUCUCUCCCAGAUAUUCCACACCACCCUUAGUUUCUCUGAGCAUCAGCCCUCCUCCCACCCCAUACAAGGGGGACCUGCAAAAGUAAAAGUGACAUUUUUAUGCUUUAUGAUAAAGCUGGGAUCCAAAAUUUACUUUAUGGACCCUGCCUUUCUCCGUGAGCUCUCUGUUGCACCUUUAGGAAGCACUGCUAAUGUAGUGUGAGGACACACCUCUGUCUCUGCGCUGAAUGUCAAACGAGGUAAUUAAUUCUGUAAUAACUGUAAAUAAAUAAAAGCCUAUUAUCUAUCUAUCUAAUGAUA
Molecule: messenger RNA, 11121 nt
Organism: Hemicordylus capensis (graceful crag lizard)
Lineage: Eukaryota; Metazoa; Chordata; Lepidosauria; Squamata; Cordylidae
Gene: GPR179
Product: G protein-coupled receptor 179
Exons: 10
Coding region: 570-7904 (2444 amino acids)
Biological process (GO): G protein-coupled receptor signaling pathway
Cellular component (GO): membrane
Molecular function (GO): G protein-coupled receptor activity
Source: RefSeq, a predicted model, not a curated record